UGGACUCAGCGAGGACGGCGGGGAAGAACCAGAAGUUCUACGUCUUAACAUGUGUUCACUCUGAAUGUGUCUCUCAUCCACAUUUAAUUGGAGACUGUGCUCUUGUAUGGUGCGCUGACAGAGAAAGUUAUUAUCAAACCCACUGGAUCUUUUGAUGUUGGCGUGUGUUGCGCAUCAAGAUGUUUGCCGUUCAUCUCGUUUCAUUCUUCUUCUCCAAACUCCAGGAGGACCCCACCAAGAAGGUGGACAGGUUUCUGUACGCCAUGCGUCUCCAUGACGACCAGCUGAAAGACAUCUCGGCCCGUUUCCAGGCUGAGAUGAAGAAGGGCCUCUCAGCAGAGAGCAACGCUGCAGCAGCCGUGAAGAUGCUGCCCACGCAUGUCCGCUCCACUCCUGAUGGAACAGAGAAAGGACAGUUCCUGGCGUUGGAUCUUGGAGGCUCCAAGUUUAAGGUGCUCCAAGUUAAAGUGAGAGAGGGCAUGGGGAUACGGAGGGGAGGAGUUGAGAUGGAGGAGAAGAUCUACCCGAUACCAAAGGAGCUACUCAGUGGGAGAGGAACAGAGCUAUUUGACCAUGUGUCAGAGUCUCUGAAGGACUUCAUGCAUGAGAAGAACAUCAGCCUGGAGAAGAAACAUCCUCUGGCCUUCACUUUCUCUUUUCCCUGCGAACAGUCCAAACUGGAUCAGGGAUUAUUGGUAAACUGGAGUAAAAACUACCGGGUUCGAGGCCUUCAGGGUAAAGAUGUGGUCAAAACCCUUAGAGAAGCUAUUGACAGGACUGGGGGUAUGAGCGUGGAGGUGUUAGCCAUGGUCAACGACACUGUAGCCACCAUGAUGACCUGCGGGUUUGAUGACCAGUACUGCGACGUGGGACUCAUCAUUGGUACCGGCACCAAUGCGUGCUACAUGGAGGGCCUGCGUAACGUUGACCUGGUGGAGGGAGACGAGGGCAGGAUGUGCAUAAACACUGAGUGGGGGGGCUUUGGAGACGACGGGGCUCUGAACGAUUACAUCACUGAGUUUGACAGAGAAGUGGACGCAGCCUCCAACAACCCCGGAAAGCAAAUCUUUGAGAAGAUGGUCAGUGGGAUGUAUCUGGGAGAGUUAGUGAGGCUGGUUGUGUUAAAGAUGGCUAAACGUGGAAAGCUGUUUGAUGGGCAGGUGUCUGAUGCCCUGAGGACUACAGGGAAGAUUACCACUGCGCAUGUUGCAGCCAUGGAGCAGUACAAAACGGGUCUCAAGAACACCAGAGACAUCCUCACAGAGCUCGACUUGAACCCGUCACCCGACGACUGCGUUGCCGUUCAGCACAUCAGCACCAUAGUGUCCUUCAGGUCCUCAAACCUGGUGGCUGCAGGACUGGCAGCCAUCUUGAGUCGAAUUAAGCAGAACCGUAACUUGAGGACGCUGAGGAUCACGGUGGGCGUGGAUGGAACUGUGUACAAGACGCACCCACAGUAUCCUAAACGUCUCCAUAAAGUCGUGCGCCGGUUGCUUCCUGAGUGCCAUGUCAGGUUUGUCCUGUCAGACAGUGGCAGCAGCAAAGGAGCUGCUUUGGUGUCAGCAGUCGCCCAACGACUGGCAUCACUAAGACGACAGGUGGAUGAGACGCUGUGUCCCUUCAAACUGAGUCAGGAGCAGCUGCAGCUGGUCAAGGCCAGGAUGAGGGCGGGGCUGGAGGCUGGGCUGAAGACUAAAGGCUCCUCUGCCAUCAAGAUGCUGCCGUCUUUUGUGUACCGUACACCUGAUGGCACAGAGCAUGGAAAGUACCUUGCUUUGGAUCUGGGAGGAACAAACUUCAGAGCGAUGAUGGUGAACUUUAAAAGACAGAACGCUCGACUUUACCAUAAGAUCUACACAAUACCUCUGGAGAUAAUGCAGGGAACUGGAGAAGAGUUGUUUGAUCAUAUAGCACAGUGUGUUAGUGACUUCCUGGACUACAUGGGGAUGAAGAACGCUCGUCUUCCUGCAGGCUUCACCUUCUCUUUCCCCUGCGAGCAGACCGCUAUUGACACGGGCACAUUGGUGAGCUGGACCAAAGGCUACAAGGCCACAGACUGUGAGGGACAUGAUGUUGUUAGCAUGCUGAGGGAGGCCAUCAAGAGACGCAACGAGUUUGACUUGGACAUAGUAGCAGUCGUCAAUGACACAGUUGGGACCAUGAUGAGCUGUGCCUAUGAGGACCCUCAGUGUGAAAUUGGACUGAUUGCUGGAACUGGCACUAAUGUUUGUUACAUGGAGGAUGUGAAGAACAUUGAGAAGACUAAAGAAAUCAUUGGAAAGCCUGAAAAAGAAGAACGAGAGGAAGAUAAGCAGGAUGAUACGACUGAAAGAAAGAAAAAGGAGGUCGAUGCUGAGCUUUCAAAGAUGUGUAUAAACACAGAGUGGGGAGGUCUGGGUGAUGACGGCUCUCUGGAUGACAUCAUCACACCAUAUGACAUGGAGGUGAACCAAAACUCGAUCAAUCCCGGAAGACAAAGGUUUGAAAAGCUGACCAGUGGGAUGUACUUAGGAGAAAUUGUCCGUCAGGUGUUGUUGGACUUGACCCGAGGAGGUUUGCUGUUCAGAGGCCACGUCACUGAAACGUUAAAAACACCUGGAAUAUUCGAAACCAAAUACCUGUCACAAAUAGAGAGUGACCGGCUGGCUCUACUGCAGGUCAGAGCUAUUCUCCAACAGCUGGGGCUGGAAGGCACCUGCGAUGACAGCAUCAUUGUCAAAGAGGUAUGUGGGGCAGUGUCACGUCGUGCAGCUCAGCUGUGUGGGGCAGGAAUGGCGGCCGUGGUCGAUAAGAUCAGAGAGAACCGAGGACUGGACCAUCUGAACAUCACUGUAGGGGUGGACGGGGCUCUCUACAAACUGCAUCCACAUUUCUCUCGAGUGCUCAAAGACACUGCCAGAGCUUUGGCUCCUCAGUGUAACGUGACCUUCCUGCCAUCAGAGGAAGGCAGUGGGAAGGGUGCUGCCCUCAUCUCAGCUGUAGCCAGACAGAUGCAUGGCUGAAAAAAGAGGAUUUACCAUUGUUCAUUUUCACUUUCCUCAUGGUUUGGAAUUGCAAGUGUCGUCUUUUGGUCCCAGAAGAGCUGCAGACCACCAUGCGUCACCUCAGAGACAAAUGGAGUCACCAAAAGCUCCUUCACCUGACAACAUGGAGCUUCACCUAACUGGAAUUCCAAAUACAAAUUUACAGUUUACAUCGUUUUUACUGCAUGAUUCCCAGCAGGCUUCACAACCAUAAACACAGCCAUUUGUGUGACUGCUACCAAGGGAUUCAUUUCUGGUUUCCAGUAACAUUGUAGAGCUGGAUUCCAAUUAAUCGAACUACUCUGUUUGUCCUGUGAAAAGCCUUUCUUUUAUUAUUGGCUCUGUGUUGGAGACGACUUUCAAAAUCUAUAAAUAAAUGUCAAGCAAAAAUAUUUUUGUUCUUGACCCAGUUGUGAUUCUCGUGGGUCUUUCAAAAAUCAAAGCCUUUUCAAUAAUUACUGACUCUGUUGUAGGAAAAAGUGUUAUACCCACAGCUGCACCAGUGUUAGCCGUGCACUGAUUACACUAUCUGCUCUUGAUAUCCGUGCUGAGCUGCUGGUUCUGGGAAAAAAGGGAGGGAAAAAAAAGAACACUGCAAACUGCACAAGGUCAGAACUUCAUGUGAAACCGAACAAGAAGGCUAUUCUAACUGUUCAAUCCAGUUUAGAUGUCAGACAGUGAUUAUACUGUACAUGAUGCUGUGCAUGAUGAUGAUGAUGAUGAUGAUAAGAACAGGACAGUCCCUUACACUCAAACAUGGCCUCCUCUGUGAUCCCAUUUGCUGACUGUUUGUCUUAAUUAUGUUUCAUCCUUUCUUUUGUUUUUACAAUGUUUACUAAAGGGUCCAAAUGGAUGUAAAUAUCUAGGUAGUGUAAUUAUUAAAGAUAAAAGUUGCACAUUUGUA
Acanthopagrus latus (yellowfin seabream) is the source of this 3927-nucleotide messenger RNA. RefSeq names its product hexokinase domain containing 1 (gene hkdc1). Gene Ontology annotation, cellular component: cytosol; mitochondrion. Lineage: Eukaryota; Metazoa; Chordata; Actinopteri; Spariformes; Sparidae. The transcript is spliced from 21 exons. Gene Ontology annotation, biological process: glucose 6-phosphate metabolic process; intracellular glucose homeostasis; glycolytic process. The record is from RefSeq and is a predicted model, not a curated record. Bases 180 to 3002 code for a protein of 940 amino acids. Gene Ontology annotation, molecular function: mannokinase activity; ATP binding; fructokinase activity.